GAAGAUUCAGAAGAAGAUGAUGAACAAGAACAAGAGCUUUGAGCUGUUUAUGGAGAUGCGAGCCUUCGAUUCCAACAGAAAAGGAACCUUCUCUCUACUUCUCCUUUUCCUCCUUUUCAUCCUCAUCCUCUUCGUCAUCUGAUUCUCUCUCUCUCUCUGUGUGUGUGUGUGUGUGUGUUAGAUUUCACUUUCUAUAAUCAUAUAUAUAUAUGAUCGUUUGUUUUUUUUUUUUUUUCCUUUUUUACUUGUUGAUCUAAAAGGGUUUUUCUGUGACCCUUUUGGAUUUCAAUUUGACUGAAUCGAACAGUUCUUUGUUGUUCUUGUUUUUUUUUUAGAUUGAACUGUUUGAUUUAGAGAAUCAUAUCUGAAAUUUUAUCUGAUUCGUGGUUCUCUUCUUGUUGCUAAGUUCUGGAUCUUGUUUGUCUAAUGCUUGCAUCGAUCUUGGGAUCUAAUCUUGUUGAUUCCGGGAUUGGUUAGUUGGGUUUAGGGUUUCAGAAAUCUCACGCUGUUUCAAUUGCUGUGAUAGGUCGAUCCAAGAAAAGGUUUUUUUUUUUUUAAAAAAAAAGGGGAAAAAAAAAUAUUGGGUCAUUGUUGUUAUUUUGAUUCAUUGUGUUUGUGUCAUCAUAUUAAUACAAUUAGGUUUUGGUGUAAAUAUAAUCCAUUUUCUGUGAAUUAAAUGGUAACCAUGCGUUCCCUCCUUUGAAAUAUUUGUGAUUCCAGGAGGAAUUUAAUUCCUUUUAUUGUCCUUUCCCAAAAAUAGCAAAAAAAUAAAAAAAAAAAUAAAAAAAUAAAAAAAUCAGGGCUUCAAUUUACUAGUAAUCGAAAAACCCACCUUUUUUUUGUCUUGUUGGGUUGCAUAAUUUUGGCUUCUGUUAAUCGGGGUUGUUUUUGAUACCAACGAAUCAGAUAAAUUCAGUCUAGUUGUAGAUUUAGCUAUUUUUAACUUCAGACUAGGAGGAGAAGAGUGAUACAGUUUUUGUCUUGAAGGAGGAGUAGGUGGGGGGUACUUGUUGGGUCAUUGCUUUCUAUGGGAAUACCUGAUAGUCUACUACUAGAUUUGAUAGAGAAGGUUGGAUCUUGGAUUUAUUGGGGAACAAGCGAUUUAAUUUCUUUGUCCAGUGAAUUUGAGAUGAACAAUACCAAAAUUUGUUGCGACUCCUGUGAGUCUGAAUUGGGCUUCACAGACAAUUGCCUGAAGUACCAUUGCCAAAGCUGUGAUAGAAUGUUAUGUGCGAAUUGUGCAUGGGGCUAUGGUUCUUUGGGUGUUGUUUCGGGCGAUACAGAAAGCACUGUGGAUGCUGGGGUUGAUAUUAAGUCUUGCAAAUUUUGUUCCGAGAUUAGUUUUAGGAAUGAAGGGGGCAAAAAGUAUAGUGGUAAGAUCUAUCCUUCAGAGUCUCCCCGACAAAGUCCUGAACCUGCAUCACCUUGUUUCAGUAGUGAAAAUUUGGAUGGUUAUUCCCCCCAUUCUUUGACCAGAAGCAGUGUUACUUCAUUUACUGGUCAUCCAUCUCCAGUUGCUGUUCGUUGCACUCCAAGCAGGAGUGAUGAUGAAGAGGCAGAGGAUUCUACAAGGACCUUUUUCAGCCCAUCAAGUGAAUACUGUAACGACACUUCGGAUUUAGACUCAAGUAGCGUUAGUGCUAGACAUGAGCUUUGCAGUUUUAAGUCAGUUGGAUCAAGUCCUUCUGAUAGUCCAUCUGCAAUUCGUGUUACUUCCAAUAGAGUUAGGCAUUCUGUACUGGAGCGAGGAGGAACCCUGAGAUCUCAGAAUAUUGGUCCAUUUGAUCAAGACUCCAUGGCUGUUUUAAGAAGGCCAGAGAGAGGGACUGAGGAUCCAGAAAAUACUGAUGUUUGUGCUGAUGAUUUGUCUAUAUUUCGGGAUCAAUGCCAGAAGUUGCAAAAGCCAUUGGAUUUUGAAAAUAAUAGUCUAAUAUGGUUUCCUCCGCCACCUGAAGCCGAAGAUGACGAGUCAGAUUCCAAUUUCUUUGGAUAUGACGAUGACGACGAUGAGAUUGGAGAUUCAGGUGUGGUGUUUUCAUCCAGCAGUAGCCUUCCUAGCAUGUUCCCAGCAAAGGAGAAACAGAAUGAAGGACACAAGGAACCUCUGAGAGCUGUGGUACAGGGGCAUUUUAGGGCUCUUGUGUCGCAGUUGUUACAAGGGGAGGGUAUCAAAUUGGCCAAAGAAAACAGUACAGAGGACUGGCUUGACAUUGUUACCACUAUAGCAUGGCAAGCUGCAAAUUUUGUCAGACCAGAUACUAGCAGAGGAGGCAGCAUGGAUCCUGGUGAUUAUGUAAAGGUUAAGUGUAUAGCAUCAGGCAGUCCUAGUGAGAGCACACUUGUUAAAGGAGUAGUUUGUACAAAGAAUAUUAAGCACAAGCGCAUGACUUCCCAAUACAAAAAACCUAGAUUACUUAUUUUAGGAGGAGCGCUCGAGUACCAAAGAGUUCCUAAUCAGCUAUCUUCUUUUAAUACAUUACUGCAACAGGAAAUUGAUCAUCUGAAGGUGAUUGUGUCAAAGAUAGAGACACACCGUCCAAAUGUGCUGCUUGUAGAAAAAAGUGUAUCUUCAUAUGCCCAAGAGUAUCUGUUAGAAAAGGAAAUCUCUUUAGUGUUGAAUGUGAAAAGGCCAUUAUUGGAACGCAUAGCCAGGUGCACUGGUGCUCUUAUAGCUCCAUCAAUUGACAAUAUUUCUACAACACGGGUGGGACGCUGUGAACUCUUCCGGCUGGAAAGAGUGUCCGAAGAACUUGAGAAAGCCAACCAAUUCAAUAAGAAGCCCUCAAAAACCUUGAUGUUUUUUGAAGGUUGUCCCCGGCGUUUAGGUUGCACGGUACUGCUGAAGGGCUCAUGUCGUGAAGAACUGAAGAAGGUCAAGGAUGUUGUUCAUUAUGCAGUUUUUGCAGCGUAUCAUUUAUCUCUGGAGACUUCCUUCCUUGCUGAUGAGGGUGCUAGUCUUCCUAAAAUUACGAUCAAACCUUCAAUUUCCGUACCUGAGAGGACAACUGUUGAUAAUGCCAUUCCAGUUAUCCCUAAUUCUGUUUCUUCUGUUAAUUACCUAGCUUUUACUGAUGACCAAGAUAUUAUUGAUAGAUCUGCUGGUCCUUUUGGAGUGAGGGAAUUUUCAUCUAAGCAUCUAAAUCCUAAUCAUGAUUUUGUUUCUACCUCAAUGGAGUGUAGAGUUGGAUAUGCAUCUUUUGUUGUACGUGACGAUAAUUUAGCAUCUAAUGAGCCUUUGGAUGAUAUGAAGGUCCCCACUGUGUUUCCUUCUGAGAUUGGAAACCAUACCCAGCUGGAAUUGUUGGAAACCACAGGUCAAGAGGAGAGACAACAGAAGGAAUUUUUUGAACUGAAAGGGCCUGAUAGGGGUGAUGGAAAUGAAGCCUCAAGUGAAUAUUAUUCAGCAACAGAUGGUCACCAGAGCAUAUUGGUAUCCUUUUCGAGCCGUUGUGUGCUAAAUGAAACUGUAUGUGAACGCUCUCGACUCAUUCGCAUCAAGUUCUACGGUUGUUUUGAUAAGCCGCUUGGGAGGUAUCUUCGAGAUGACCUGUUUGAUCAGACAUCUAGCUGCCGAUCUUGUAAAGAGCCAACUGAAGCCCAUGUCUUAUGCUAUACUCACCAGCAGGGAAACCUUACCAUAAACAUUAAACGCCUUCCCUCAGUGAAGCUACCUGGGGAGCGUGAUGGAAAGAUAUGGAUGUGGCACCGAUGCCUCAAGUGUGCACAGAUUGAUGGAGUUCCUCCAGCAACUCGUAGAGUGUUCAUGUCAGAUGCUGCUUGGGGACUUUCCUUUGGGAAGUUCUUGGAACUUAGUUUUUCAAACCAUGCUACUGCUAAUCGUGUUGCAAGCUGUGGUCAUUCUCUGCAAAAGGACUGCCUUCGUUACUAUGGGUUUGGGGGUAUGGUUGCAUUUUUCCGUUAUUCCCCUAUUGAUAUUCUUUCUGUCCGUUUGCCCCCAUCUGUACUUGAGUUCAAUCGCCAUGAUCAACAGGAGUGGAUAAGAAAAGAGGCGGCUGAGCUUCUGUGUAAAACAGAAGCCUUGUAUGCAGAGUUAGGUACUGUACUUCACAGCAUUGAACACAAACGUAUUCCCUUGGAACAUGAAAAGUCUGCAAAUGUGAGUGAAUUACACAUACUUGACCACAUCAUGGAGUUAAAGGAUCUGCUUAAACAAGAGUGUAGUGAUUACAAGGAUUUGCUUCAACCAGCUGGUGAAGAAACUUCACUGUUGGAUCAGGCAUCAGUAGAUAUUCUUGAGCUUAAUCGCCUGAGACGUAACCUUGUAAUCGGUUCACAUGUUUGGGAUCGUCGGCUCUAUUCCUUGGAUUCCCUUCUUAAAACAUGGAGUUUUAGUCCCAAGGCUACACAGGAUGCUAUGUCACAUACUGAGCUGAAAGAGUUGAGAAGUGAUUCACGUUCUAAGGAUAUCAGUCUUGACCGUGGUUAUGAAGAAAAUGUUUCCGAGUCUACAAACUUACAAGAGUUGUCCAAGAAUUGUACUGAGUCGGAGCAGAAGGAUGAUCCUAACGUAUUGCCUUAUGAGCCUAGUGUUCCUGAAAACACCAUGUCAUCCUCAUGCCAGCAUUACAGACAAGGGGAACCACAAUCUGAUGGACAAAUUAUGAUUGGUACGACAUCUUUAGAUAGUGGCCGCUUGCCUGCAUCCAAUCUGUCGGAGAAAAUAGAUUCUGCAUGGACUGGCACGGUUCAACUUCCAUCGAAAGCUCAGUUUCUUACUACCGAACAGACAGAUGGCCCUCAGGUUGGUUCUGUCAAGAACAUAAAUCAAACAGAUAAUCCAACUUCUCAAAGGCUAGCAGCGUCACCGGUAAGAGUUUAUUCUUUUGAUUCCGCACUGAGACUUCGAGAAAGGAUUAGAAAAGGAUUACCUCCCUCUUCAUUGCAUUUGUCAACACUUCGAUCUUUCCAUGCUUCUGGAGAGUACAGGAGUAUGGUUAGAGAUCCAGUUUCUAAUGUACAGAGGACUCACUCUCAAUUUUCGCCACGGGAGGCUCAUAAAUUAAAUCUCUUACUGAAUUCCACACCCUCAUUCAUCUCUUCCGUAUCCCUUGUGCCCGAAGGGGCUCAUUUGCUGCUUCCACAAACUGGCCAAAAUAAUUUAGUCAUCGCUGUUUAUGACAAUGAACCCACUAGUGUAAUAUCCUAUGUUCUCAGUUCCAAGGAAUAUGAGGACUGGAUUGCUGAUAAGCCGAAUAGGCAUGAAGGAAAUUCUUCAGCUUCUACAUUUUCCAAGUGGCAGUCUUUUGGAUCUCUGGAUUUGGAUUACAUCCACUAUGGAAGUUAUGGAUCUGAAGAUGCUUCAUUGACAAUUGGUUCCCUUUUUACGGAUUCGAAGAAUUCUCCUCAUCUUCGGAUUUCUUUUGAAGAUGAUUCUUUAAUUGCUGGGGGAAAAGUUAAGUUUUCCGUCACUUGUUAUUUUGCGAAGCAGUUUAAUGCUCUUAGAAAGAAAUGCUGCCCCGGUGAAGUGGAUUUUGUACGUUCCUUGAGCCGCUGCAAGAGAUGGAGUGCACAAGGGGGAAAGAGCAACGUGUACUUUGCGAAGUCUUUGGAUGAAAGAUUCAUUAUAAAACAAGUCCAGAAGACUGAGUUGGAAUCUUUUGAGGAAUUUGCACCCCAGUACUUCAAGUAUUUGACAGAUUCUCUCAGCUCAGGAAGUCCAACAUGCCUUGCUAAAGUUCUUGGUAUUUAUCAGGUAACUGUCAAACACUUGAAAGGUGGCAAAGAAACAAAAAUGGAUCUGAUAGUGAUGGAAAACCUCUUUUUCAAAAGAAGUAUCUCAAGGGUCUAUGAUCUUAAGGGCUCUUCACGAGCUCGUUACAAUGAAGAUACAACAGGGACAAACAAAGUAUUGCUUGAUAUGAAUCUUAUAGAAACACUGCGUACAAAACCCAUAUUCCUUGGGAGCAAGGCAAAGAGAAGCCUCGAACGGGCUGUUUGGAAUGAUACUUCUUUUCUAGCGUCUGUUGACGUGAUGGAUUAUUCAUUGCUGGUGGGGGUGGAUGAUGAGAGCAAAGAGCUGGUUCUAGGGAUCAUUGAUUUCAUGAGACAAUAUACGUGGGACAAACAUUUGGAGACAUGGGUAAAGGCAUCUGGCAUACUUGGAGGUCCAAAGAACGCUUCCCCGACCAUUAUCUCUCCCAAACAAUACAAGAAAAGAUUCCGAAAAGCAAUGACAACCUAUUUUCUUACUGUGUCUGAUCAAUGGUCAUCGUGAAGUGCAUAAACUACUACAUUCUUUCUGAUUUUCAAGCAUCUGGUGGCGAAUAAAGAGGAGCAAUAUUUUCAUUGCUGAGAAAUGAAGGGGGAAAACCCUCGGAGCAAUUGGUUCAUUUUGUUCUUUCUGGGCAGAAUUAGCCCAGCGAAGAGGUUUUCUUUUAUGUAAAAUGAGGGAACAUAAGUUUUCUUGGGGAAAUUCUUUUGUACUUUUGUGUACAUGUGCAAACAACAGUUUCCUUGAAGAAAAGUUCAUUAACAUGACUCGUGCAGAGCAUUUUCUGAAUGGUAUUUUAUUAUUAGGAAA
Molecule: messenger RNA, 6541 nt
Organism: Camellia sinensis
Lineage: Eukaryota; Viridiplantae; Streptophyta; Magnoliopsida; Ericales; Theaceae
Product: putative 1-phosphatidylinositol-3-phosphate 5-kinase FAB1C
Biological process (GO): phosphatidylinositol phosphate biosynthetic process
Cellular component (GO): endosome membrane
Molecular function (GO): 1-phosphatidylinositol-3-phosphate 5-kinase activity; ATP binding
Source: RefSeq, a predicted model, not a curated record